This is a messenger RNA of Salvia hispanica, 492 nucleotides long. NCBI's taxonomy places the organism in Eukaryota, Viridiplantae, Streptophyta, Magnoliopsida, Lamiales, Lamiaceae. The record is from RefSeq and is a predicted model, not a curated record.
AUGUAUCACAUAAAUGAAGACUGUUUUUUCAUUUUGUCGUGACAUUGAAAUGUAACAGAGCAUUGGCAUAGGGCAGAGGCCUAAAAACUCAUGUUGACAUUGCAUAUUUGCAGUACAAGUUUUGCUGCGGCUCUUCGAGAUGCUGGAGUUCAAUCUGAGGCAAUUCUCUACGAGGAGAAGACACACACAGAUCUGUUUCUUCAGGACCCUAUGAGAGGUGGAAAUGAUGAUCUGUUUGAAGAUUUGAUAAGACUGAUUCACGGCGACGAUGCUGAAGCUCUGGAGAGAGACGUGACAGCACCUCCACGGCGACGCCUAGUGCCUGAAUGUAUGUUGAGAUUAGCCCGGAAAGUCAGUCCUUUUUGAUCAUUUUUAGAGUUCAGUUCAUUUUAAGCAAAGGAUAGCAUUAUUUAAUGCUUUGUUGUUUAUUGCAUAUAGGUUAGUGAUGACCCAUUUCAUUUCUACUAAAUUACUAUAUUAUGGUUUAAUUUA